GCGGCCGCUGGGAUCGGCUCCGACGCGGCCACGUUGUCCUGCGCGUUUUGAGCGCCCGGCUCCGGGAGUCCGAUCGGCGGCGAUCUUGCUGUCCCUUCACGUAGUCGCUGGGCUCGGUGGGGCCGCGGUAUCCCCAUACUCCCUCCGCCCGGCGCAGCGGCUCAGGGAGCGGCCCGGCCACCCCGCGGUUCCAGUGCGCGGGCGCGUCUGGGAUCGGCCCGGGAGGCGUCGCCCUCCGUCAGCCCGGCUGGCCUUUCCGCACCGCCCAGAAACAGCGGACGGGAGGGAGCGCAAUCGAGUUGGGCUCCGCGCUGGGCUGGGCACCGGGGCCCAUGCCCGUUCGCCCCCGCGGGCCCGCGCCAUGGCCUCCGGGAGCGUGGCCGAGUGCUUACAGCAGGAGACCACUUGCCCCGUGUGCCUGCAGUACUUUGUGGAGCCCAUGAUGCUAGACUGCGGCCACAACAUCUGUUGCGCCUGCCUCGCCCGCUGCUGGGGCGCGGCGGAGACCAAUGUGUCGUGCCCGCAGUGCCGGGAGACCUUCCCGCAGCGGCACAUGCGGCCCAACCGGCACCUGGCCAACGUGACCCAGCUGGUGAAGCAGUUGCGCACCGAGCGGCCGUCGGGGCCCGGAGGCGAGAUGGGCGUGUGCGAGAAACACCGCGAACCCCUGAAGCUGUACUGCGAGGAGGACCAGAUGCCCAUCUGCGUGGUGUGCGACCGCUCCCGCGAGCACCGCGGCCACAGCGUGCUUCCGCUCGAGGAGGCGGUGGAGGGCUUCAAGGAGCAAAUCCAGAACCAGCUGGACCACCUAAAAAGAGUGAAAGACUUAAAGAAGAGGCGAAGGGCACAGGGAGAGCAGGCGCGAGCUGAACUCUUGAGCCUGACCCAGAUGGAGAGGGAGAAGAUUGUUUGGGAGUUUGAGCAGCUAUAUCACUCCUUGAAGGAGCAUGAGUAUCGCCUUUUGGCCCGUCUCGAGGAGCUAGACUUGGCCAUCUACAACAGUAUCAAUGGUGCCAUCACUCAGUUCUCUUGCAACAUCUCCCACCUCAGCAACCUGAUUGCCCAGCUGGAAGAGAAGCAGCAGCAACCCACCAGGGAGCUCCUGCAGGACAUCGGGGACACAUUGAGCAGGGCUGAAAGAAUCAGGAUUCCUGAACCCUGGAUCACACCUCCAGAUCUGCAAGAGAAAAUCCACAUUUUUGCUCAGAAGUGUCUGUUCUUGACUGAGAGUCUGAAGCAGUUCACAGAAAAAAUGCAGUCAGAUAUGGAGAAAAUCCAAGAAUUGAGAGAGGCCCAGUUAUACUCAGUGGAUGUGACUCUGGACCCAGACACAGCCUACCCCAGCCUGAUCCUCUCUGAUAACCUGCGGCAAGUGCGGUACAGUUACCUCCAGCAGGACCUGCCCGACAACCCUGAGCGGUUCAAUCUGUUUCCCUGUGUCUUGGGCUCUCCAUGCUUCAUCGCUGGGAGACACUAUUGGGAGGUAGAGGUGGGAGAUAAAGCCAAGUGGACCAUAGGUGUCUGUGAAGACUCAGUUUGCAGAAAAGGUGGGGUAACCUCAGCCCCCCAGAAUGGAUUCUGGGCAGUGUCCUUGUGGUAUGGGAAAGAAUACUGGGCUCUCACCUCCCCAAUGACUGCCCUCCCCCUGCGGACCCCUCUCCAACGGGUGGGGAUUUUCUUGGACUAUGAUGCUGGCGAGGUCUCCUUCUACAACGUGACAGAGAGGUGUCACACCUUUACUUUCUCUCAUGCUACCUUCUGUGGGCCUGUCCGGCCCUACUUCAGUCUGAGUUACUCUGGAGGGAAGAGCGCAGCUCCUCUGAUCAUCUGCCCCAUGAGUGGCAUCGAUGGGUUUUCUGGCCAUGUUGGGAAUCAUGGUCAUUCCAUGGAGACCUCCCCUUGAGGAGGUGAACUCAGGCCAGAAGGGCUGCUGGCUGUACUCCCACCCCAGGCAUGAGGCAUCUUGUUGCCUUGCCACUUCCUGCCCAUCACAGCUGGAUGUUCUUACCACUUUCCGUGCCCUGCAGUGCAAGACAGGAUGUCUGUGUUCUCUGCCAUCCCCCCCUUCCCAUGAAAAUUGUGAGAUGUAAUAAGUUAUCGAGAUUGCCCAGAAAUAAAAACCAGAUGUCCACCUCCAGUGUUCCACA
Molecule: messenger RNA, 2147 nt
Organism: Budorcas taxicolor (takin)
Lineage: Eukaryota; Metazoa; Chordata; Mammalia; Artiodactyla; Bovidae
Gene: TRIM27
Product: tripartite motif containing 27
Exons: 8
Coding region: 362-1903 (513 amino acids)
Biological process (GO): protein K63-linked ubiquitination; negative regulation of transcription by RNA polymerase II; negative regulation of viral transcription
Molecular function (GO): zinc ion binding; protein binding
Source: RefSeq, a predicted model, not a curated record